UCCGCCCGUUUUUGUUUACUUCCGCUUUCGGUUUGAAGGAAUAAACAUGACAGCGAAAAAAGUAGGAAUUCUUGCCGAGUUCAAUUAUGAAGACUUGGAACUUUGGUAUCCAUACUAUCGUUUAAAGGAAGAAGGUUACGAAACAUUCACUAUUGGCCCGGAAAAGGGCAAAACCUACAACUCAAAACAUGGUUACCCGUGCAAAGCUGAUUUCGGUAUCGAUGAAAUAUCAGCAGAUGGUUUAGACGCAUUGAUAAUUCCUGGUGGAUUCUCGCCGGACUAUUUGAGACGGGAUAAACGUAUUCUGGCAUUAGUCAAAGCUAUGGACGACGCGGGCAAGGUAUUGGCCUCGAUCUGCCACGGUGCCUGGGUACUGAUUUCAGCUAAGGUGAUCAGAGAAAGGAACGUGACUUGUUUCAUGGCAAUCAAGGACGACGUGGAGAACGCUGGUGCCAAUUACACAGAUGUUCCAGUUGUUGUUGAUAAAAACAUGGUUACCUCUAGGCUUCCUAAAGACUUACCAGACUUCUGUAAAGCCAUUAUUUCUAAACUCAAGUGAAUUUAUCAGAUUAAAAAAAUACAGUAUUACAGUCAAAAUUUGAUGAUGGACACGAACUAUGAAACUUGUUAACCAAAGUAUUUUCACUCGGUAGAGACUACUCGAUGUUUUUUUUAUUGAACUUAAAGUGGAAAGGUUUACUUACUGUUGUUCAGGAAACUGAUGUGUAAAACUUUUAAUAUAAAAUUGUUUAUAGUGGCUUUGGAAACAUUUAGUACCGUCGGAACCACAAACUUUGUCGCUGUAUCAACGAACUUAAUUAUUGUAUUUUUAUCAUGACGAAAUUAGCACACUUGUUUUUUUUUCUGUUUGAAUUUCCUGACUUUUCUAAAACAUUGUCAGUAUUGAAAAAGGAGAAUAAAGUGGACUAUGGA
Mercenaria mercenaria is the source of this 933-nucleotide messenger RNA. Its product is annotated as putative cysteine protease YraA. NCBI's taxonomy places the organism in Eukaryota, Metazoa, Mollusca, Bivalvia, Venerida, Veneridae. The record is from RefSeq and is a predicted model, not a curated record. The coding region runs from base 47 to 559 and encodes 170 amino acids. The transcript has a single exon.